AAUGCCAUCGUCCCAGUGGCAAGCAAUAUCAGCCGGACAAGAGUAGAGAGUAUGAAGACGAAUUUGUCGGCUCGACGGCCCAGUGUCGAAGAUCGGCACACGCGUGCGGACAAGAUACUUGGCACUUCCAAUGAACAUCCUUCCGCUCACCAUGAGGGAUCACUGCCGCAGAGAGGCAGCGGGUCAGCUGACGCGACUCGCGGCGCGGGAGCGCGUGUAUCGUCGGGUCCAGCAGGGAUACGAUCUCCAGAAGGUCCACCCAGCCAAUUCAUGGUACCAAAAGGGCCACAUUCUCCACCAGUUGUUCACCAGCAUGCUACCCCUCAAACAUCGGCUGUCCCAAUUCAGUCGGUUCAUCCACUACCACGCUCUAUCUCGAAUCCCGUCCCGAUUGAGGCCUCCGUCACAAAAGAGAAAGCUGAUGUCGACGACAACAUCGAUGAUGAUAAGGACGGUGUUAGCGUAUCAAGUUCAUGGAGGCGCCGUUCCAGUAGGUUUGGCGAUACGCCAUUGCAAGAUAUGAUCCCCCCGAUCGUCAGCACACCCAGCACCUUCAGAAGACCAAAUUUAACACAUCUACACACGAGCGAUCCCGUUGAGACGUCUACAAUACCCAGGGCCCCUUCGCCGUUUGAAAGGCAGGAGAUCGUUCAGAGCACUCCCGCCAUGUCGGUAAGGACGAUAAAUGGGAGGAGGGAGAGUGCAUCCAUAGCCACACCGACGGCGAGAGCAAACGAUGUGGCAUCGAGGAAGGAUGAUACGAUGUCGAAGGACGAUGCUGCAUCAAAGAGGAGCGAUGUAAUAUCGAAGGCGGACGAUGUUGCUUCAAGGGUAGGUGGGGAGAGCGCAGCCACUUCUGCUUGGAAGAAAGCACCUUUGCCUCCCUCUGAAGUUGGUCGGACAUCGGUAGUUGGCUCCACGCAAUCUUGGUCUUCGACGGUUAUUGAGAGGGUCUGUCCAUUUUUCUCCCCCCAAUGGUUGGGGUAUUUCAACGGACAAUUUCUUUCUUUAGAGUCCCGGUGUUGAUGGAACGCAAACUCCUCCGGAAAACUUGGGAAGUACUCCAGCGAGCGUCACCAAAGGAAAGUACGGAAUGCACAUGACCAAAUCGAGCAAUGCACCUACUAUUGAAACUCCAGAAGUGGUCCCAGCGUCCCGGUUCUUCAACACGACUGUCCCAAGUUCGCGAGCCCCAUCAUGUGGGAAGGACGAUGCGUCAGAGGCAAAAACCGGAGAGUCGGCUUGGAAGAAAACCCCUUUGCCUUUGUCUGAAAGUGGUGUCUCCACUGCUGCCACACCGUUCGUAAGGCCAACUCACACACCACGUUCGAAUUCUUCCGAGAAG
Messenger RNA from Cantharellus anzutake, 1345 nucleotides. RefSeq lists its product as uncharacterized. The record is from RefSeq and is a predicted model, not a curated record. The transcript has 4 exons. Lineage: Eukaryota; Fungi; Basidiomycota; Agaricomycetes; Cantharellales; Hydnaceae. The annotation marks the transcript as partial.